UUUCCUUGUCAACUUUACCUGCCCCUUCUUUAAAUGAUUUGUCUCAUUAUGUUUUAAGUACUUUAGUGAACAUGUUGUAUCUUUGCCCACUCCCUUUGAAUUAUAGUUAAAUCACUUUCACUUAAACAAAAAACAGGUUAUUGUCAGUUAGCCAGAAUAUGUGCAAUUAUGACAAAUGAUAGACAUUUAGGCCUAUAAAACGAUUAUCAAAUCAAAUGUACGACUUGCCAUGAAAUCGAUAUCCAAUAACUCGUGUGUAUCAAUUUGGUCUGACAUUUCUAUAGGCUGGCACUUCCCCUAUCCCAUUGGUGGUAUAAUAAAAGUCUGUAGUAUUAUGCAUUGUUACAAAGUUUGUUUACUUAAAAUCAAUUUGUAUGAUAGCACGAUUUCCGUAGAGCUACAGCGACUGAUAAUACGUUCAACACUGGCACUGGCUUUCCAUAACAAACAGGGAAGCGAAGAUGAACAGUGAUUGAAAACACUUUUGCAGCAGUGAUUCCGAGUCAGGUUCCAGUGCCAUAGAGCCGUUGAAAUCAGAAUUGCCACGUUAUGACCUUAAGCUGAUACUGACACAUCCCAGUUAAGACGUAUAUGUAUUUUAUGUUUUCGUAGCUUUGAUGCGGAACUCAGUCCGAGAGCUUGAAAUGUAAAUUGCUUGGUUAGCUAGCAAAUUAGCUAGCCAGUGUUAGCUAACUUACUUGACUGACAACCGGCUGUCAGAGCUUGCAGUGCAGUAUCAAGGGCUGAUAUCUCACUUUGGUGUGGACCACCUUUACGAAGAGUGGACUCAAUUCAAACUCAAGAGUUGCACCUCCAAAAUGGAGCCCUUUGAUGAAGAGCGAGCUCCACUGCCGAGGAAUAUGAUUGAGAACAGCAUGUUUGAGGAGGAGCCAGACGUGGUGGACCUGGCCAAGGAGACGACCCCCUCCUACCCCCUCGACCCAGACGACGUGGUGUACGAGCCCCGCACCUCGCGCCUGCUCGUCCGCGGCUUGGCUGAGAACGACGCGGACGAGGAGGAGGAGGACUACGAGUCGUCUGCCCGGCUGCUGGGCAUGUCGUUCAUGAACCGCAGCUCCAACCAGCGCACCAGCGCCUCUGCCUUCACCCGACAGGAGCCCUCCAGCUUCUGCUCCAUGCCCUCAACCAAGACCCUGGUGGCUGGGGUCUUCAUUCUGGUGCUGGUCGCCUCCAUGGUCAUGGUUGUCUACUUCCUGCCCGGUUGCACGUUCACCAAAGACGGAUGCAAGAAAUCCAACGCCUCGCAGGAGGUCGUCUUCCCAAUCUCAGAGAGUGGGGAGCCGUUCCCCUGGGCAGAUCUGAGAUUGCCUGGUGUCGUGGUCCCCGUGCAUUACGACAUCUUGCUACACCCCAACCUGACCACCAUGACCUUCCAGGGAACGGUCUCCAUCACCAUGACACUUCAGCAAGACACCGACAAGCUUAUCCUGCACAGCUCCAACUUGAAAAUCAGCAGAGCGACUUUCGAAGGUAAAGAGGUCAAGCCGUUGGAAUACAAGCUUUGGCAACAAAUCGCCAUUACAUUUCCGAAACUCAAGAAGGGACAGCAGUGCACGCUGAAGCUGGACUAUUCAGCAAACCUCUCAAACCGCUACGAUGGAUUCUACAACAGCUCCUACCUAGACACAACUGGCACCAGACGAGUUCUGGCUGCAACCCAAUUUGAGCCUUUAGCUGCCCGCAAGGCUUUCCCCUGCUUCGACGAGCCAGCCUUUAAAGCUACAUUUUCUGUGAAGAUAAAGAGAGAAGCCAGAUAUAUAAGCUUAUCUAACAUGCCCAAGACCAGUACUACCCCUCAGCCGGAUGGGCUUCUGCUGGAUGAGUUUGAAAAGAGUGUGACCAUGAGCACUUAUCUGGUGGCCUUCAUCGUGGCCAACAUGAGCAGUGUCAGCCGCAACGUCAGUGGAACCGAGGUCUCGGUGUAUGCUGUACCAGACAAGAAGGAUCAAGUCCACUAUGCACUGGACAGUGCUGCAAAGCUGCUGGAGUUCUACAACGGGUUCUUUGACAUUGACUACCCCCUAAGCAAAUUAGAUAUGGUGGCCAUCCCUGACUUCCUGGCUGGGGCCAUGGAGAACUGGGGACUCAUCACAUUUCGGGAAACGACGUUACUGGUGGGGAAUCACUCGUCACCCCUAGACAAGCAGCUGGUGACUUCUGUCAUUGCACAUGAACUCGCCCACCAGUGGUUUGGAAACCUUGUCACCAUGAUGUGGUGGAAUGACCUGUGGCUUAAUGAAGGCUUUGCCUCUUACAUGCAGUACAUGUCCAUCGAGAAAUUAUUCCCUGAACUUGACAUCGACAAUGAGUUCCUCAACGUUCGUUUCAGAGCUUUGGCUAAAGACUCGCUGAACUCGUCCCAUCCUAUUUCGUCCGUGGUGAAAACCCCAGAACAAGUGGAGGAAAUGUUUGACUCUGUGUCUUACGAGAAGGGUGCCUCAAUACUUCUCAUGGUUAAUUCCACACUGAAUGAUGGAGAAUUCCGGAAAGGAGUUAUUGAGUAUCUUAAGAAAUUCAAAGAUCGUAAUACAGUCAACGAAGACCUGUGGAACAGCCUCUCCUCGGUGAGUAAACUGCCCUUCGGCGUAGCAGAGAUGAUGAACACCUGGACUCUUCAAAAGGGCUUUCCUCUUGUCACCGUGGACAGAACAGGCUCUAAAGUCAAGCUGUCACAGGAACACUUCCUCCUUGAUGCUGGGAAUUUCACUUCCAAGAACUUGUGGCACAUUCCGCUGACAUACGUCAAUGACAGCUGCAGCAUGGCCAGCGGCUGCAAGCAGGUGUUCCUCCUCAAAGAAAAAUCAGCCAAUUUGGACAUCCCUGCUGGUGUCAAGUGGUUGAAAUUUAACUACAAAAACGAGGGCUUCUACAUUGUGGAUUAUGGAGUGGAAGGCUGGAAAGCUCUCAUAGAUGCCCUGCAGCAAGACGUGAAUAUCCUCUCUCAUGAUGAUCGAGCUGCUCUCGUUAACAACAUGUUCAUGCUCUCAAGACUGGGCAAGGUGUCUUUCAGGCAGGUGUUGAAUCUGCUUGCCUACAUGUCCAAUGAGACGGAGACGGCUCCACUCACUGAGGGCCUGGGCCAGCUCAUGCACAUACUCAGGAUGCUGGAGAAGAGACAGGACCUGAACCUGGUGGGCAGGAUGAAGGCGUACAUCAUCGGCCAUUUCCAGGCUCUGAUGGACAGCCAGUUGUGGGAGGAGGAGAGCUCCGUGGCCAAGCAGACCCUGCGCUUCACCCUGCUGGAGAUCUCCUGCAGCUUCAACAGGGGCAACUGCACAGACAAGGCCAUGGCUGUCUUCCACAAUUGGGUGGCCUCCAAUGGGACAGAACACAUCCCUGGUGACCUGAUGAGGGUGGUGUUCACCCAGGCGGCUAAGACGGAGGACGGCUGGAACACACUGCUGCAGGCCUACAGGCACUCCAUCUACGACUUGGAGAAGCGCAAGAUGCUGGAGGCCCUCGCCAGCACACAGAAUGUCUCCAAAAUCGUCUGGAUACUGAAAGCUGGUCUGAGCGGAAGUGUCAUUCAGAACCAGGAACUCCCGCUGGUCAUCAGCACAGUGUGCAAAAGCUUCGCAGGCUAUCUCUACGCAUGGAAUUUCGUCAAGGAAAACUGGGAAAAGAUCACUCAAAGGUGAUAUGGGAAUGUUGCUUAUGGCUCAU
Clupea harengus (Atlantic herring) is the source of this 3684-nucleotide messenger RNA. NCBI's taxonomy places the organism in Eukaryota, Metazoa, Chordata, Actinopteri, Clupeiformes, Clupeidae. The record is from RefSeq and is a predicted model, not a curated record.